AUGCUUAUCUCAAGAGAAGCGCCAAAUGGUGAAAAAUAUCUGGAAAUAAACAAAGAGCGUGGAGCAGUGUUGGCGACUAAAAACCAUCAAGGUGGCCUAGAUGAUAAAGAAGAUGAGUCAAACGGAAAAAUAUUUGAAAGACCAGGCUCAAAACGCUGCCCAGUGAAACUCAUCGAGAAAUACCUGUCACAUCUGAGUCCCAAAUGCAGCAGUUUAUUCCAGAAACCAAGAAGCUCGUACAAAGUGUUUAACCCAGCAACGGAUCUUGUGUGGUACUGCUCGAGUCCACUUGGCCACAACACGCUUGAAAAUAUGCUACGAAGAAUGACAUCAAGAGCUGGAAUAAAGCCACACCUAACAAACCACUUGAUCAGAGCGACCACCGUGACGGUUUUGUCAGCUGCAAACAUCGAGAGUCGGUACAUCAGGGCAAUAACCGACCACCAAAGUGAAGAAAGCAUCAAGAGCUAUUGUGAUACGCCGACAUUCGAGCAGUUUAAAAGAAUGUCAAACGAGCUAAGUGAAUUCUUCGAUCCAGCUGGUGGCGAUGACAAGGCUGUUACAGUCCCUCAGAAAACCGUUGCAUCGUCAUCGAGCCAGCCGCAAUCAGUAGCUAUAAGCACUGCAAAUUAUUCCUUCCAGUCCAUUCAAGAUGGAUCACAGAAUCUUGUCCAUGGCUUCAUUCCCGGAGCCACGUUCCAUAACUGUAAUCUCAACUUUAACGUGAGCUUUGGGGGAAGCAGCAGCAAAUAA
This is a messenger RNA of Porites lobata, 753 nucleotides long. NCBI's taxonomy places the organism in Eukaryota, Metazoa, Cnidaria, Anthozoa, Scleractinia, Poritidae. The record is from the annotation of a GenBank genome assembly.